UGCAGCGGCGCCCGGCAGGGAGACUACCGGUAGAGGAGCCGGCUGCUUGGAGACCCGCGUCCGGAAUGCAUCCUUCACCGAGGGACCCUCGGGGGCCACUCAGCUGGUGACGAGGCCGUGUUUCCACCGGAGAGCGUUGUUCCACGAGGGAUCCAGGGCCAAAGCAGCAGCCAUGCUGGUGAAGGAGUACCGCAUUUGUAUGCCUCUCACCACGGAAGAGUACCGGGUCGGGCAGCUGUACACCAUCAGCAAGCACAGCCACCAAGAGAGCGACAAAGGCGAAGGUGUGGAAGUGGUGAAAAACGAGCCCCACGAAGACCCCGUCCACGGCUGCGGCCAGUUCACGGAGAAGCGAGUGCACCUGUCCAGCAAACUGCCCAGCUGGGCUCGCGCAGUGACGCCGCGGAUCUUCUACAUCACGGAGAAGGCCUGGAACUAUUACCCGUACACGAUCACAGAGUACACGUGCUCCUUUCUGCCAAAGUUUUCUAUCUACAUAGAGACCAAAUACGAAGAUAACUGCGGAGACAGCACAAACAUCUUCCAUGGGGAAAAAAUCUUGGGAGAUCACGAAGUCACAUUCCUGGACAUCGCCUUCGACGAAAUCCCCGAGCGCUACUACCGGAGCCUAGAGGAUCUCCGGUACUUCAGCUCAGCGAAGACUGGCCGUGGUCCGCUGCGGGAGGGCUGGCGGGAGCACACCAGGCCCAUCAUGUGCUCUUACAAGCUGGUGACGGUCAAGUUUGAGGUGUGGGGGCUGCAGACGCGGGUGGAGCAAUUUGUCCACAAGGUCAUCCGUGACAUUCUGCUGAUUGGACACCGGCAAGCCUUUGCCUGGGUGGACGAGUGGUGUGGGAUGACAAUGGACGAGGUGCGUCUGUAUGAGAAGGAAACGCAGGAGGCCACCAACGAGAUCAUCGGCCUGGUGACGCCCACCAUCUCCAUCAAUGAAGUGUGCCUCCCACCGGGCACCCAGAGCGCCCCCUCCAGCGCCCCGUCCACCCCUCUCAGCGGCGAAGCGCCGGACUUCCUCAGCGUGCCCAAGGACAGGCCGCGGAAGAAAUCCGCUCCGGAAAUGCUCUCUUUGCCGGUACUGAGGGAGCGCGCCAAUGCGGAGUGAGGGCCUCCUCCUCAGGCUCACGCCCAAGCCGUCGCUCCUUCCCUCGUAAUGAGGACAUGCGCCCGCACACGGAGCCGCUCAUUUCCAAGGAAGGGGGACAUCCCCGUGCUUUUAUCGGAUUGUGAUUUUAUGUCUUCAGCACCCUUUUUGACCCACGCGUUGUCCUGAAUCGGGCAAUGCGCUUUUACUGGACUGAGGAGAAGCCCGCAGCUGAAACACCACUUUCCUUCCCCCAGAUUUUUACGAGCAUCUUUGAAAAGUCAACCUUUCUCGCCCGUCCCUUAUCCCUCCUGACAUCUCUCCAAGACUUCUACAUUUCUCCUUGAAGUCUCCUCUGGGAACAUUUGUGGCUGUAGCUCUAGG
Molecule: messenger RNA, 1483 nt
Organism: Elgaria multicarinata webbii
Lineage: Eukaryota; Metazoa; Chordata; Lepidosauria; Squamata; Anguidae
Product: cytoplasmic phosphatidylinositol transfer protein 1-like
Exons: 10
Coding region: 173-1120 (315 amino acids)
Biological process (GO): phospholipid transport
Cellular component (GO): cytoplasm
Molecular function (GO): phosphatidylinositol transfer activity; phosphatidylinositol binding
Source: RefSeq, a predicted model, not a curated record